UACAUGCAAAUUCUGUCGUCACCACUCACACCUGAAAUAGACGAAAUCGUUCAAAAAAGUAUUUAUGUAUUUUAACAUGCAUUUCCCAAACAACAGAGCUCCUGACCUGCUGUAGUGAGAUAGCUUACAGUAAUACACAGAAAUAUAUAUAAUUUCAAUCAUGUGACUGUUACCUCAUCUGACUGCGCCCUGGUUCCGACUGUAGGUAUUUAACAGCUGCCUGGAGUUUGCUGCUGUUUGGAACAGGGGAGCAGGAACACAGGCAGAGAUCGGCUCUGAUCUUCCCUCAAGAGCGUCAAGCUGCCGAGAUGCUUUCAAGAUUGAGGAAAAAAAGGAUAAUAAUUUCCCUUCUUUGCGUCACUGCCAUCGGAGUGUUCUCCAAAUCGUCGUGGAAUUUAUCGGUAUACUCCUUUGGACUUCAGAGCUCAAGUCCUUGUGCCUGUCUCAGAUGUUUAACAGUAGGUGAUCCGUGGUUUCGGGAGCUUCUUAAUUCAUCUCCUCAGCCCUUCUUGUCAAAAACGUAUACGACCUCAGAGGACGAUUUCAACUGGUGGAAGCACAUGCAGGGGGAACACCGCAACUUCACUUUCUACAAAUCAACAGUGGACAAGCUAUUUCAGAUCUUCCCACCUGUUCCAGAUGUUGCAGGAUUCAGCCCUGACCGCUGCAGGACUUGUGCUGUGGUGGGGAACUCUGGUAAUUUGAAGAGAUCACACUAUGGACCUCUCAUAGAUAUGCAUGAUAUCGUAAUAAGAAUGAACCGCGGCCGUACUAAAGGCUAUGAAACAGAUGUUGGGACCAAAACAACUCAUCAUGUGAUGUACCCAGAGAGUGCUAAAAAUUUGGACAACACCACGCAUCUUGUGCUGUUUCCAUUCAAGAUAGGUGAUUUCCUGUGGCUCCUCCAGAAAUUCAAUUCAGGGAAAAACAGUACUGUGACUCCAAAGACGAUAGCUAACAAGGAUUUGGUGAUGAUCCUCAAUCCAGCUCUCAUGAGAUAUGUUCAUGAAACUUGGCUGGGAAAGAAGGGCAAGUAUCCAUCGACUGGCUUCCUGACUCUGGCUCUCAGCCUGCAGAUCUGUGACGAGGUCAGUGUUUUUGGGUUUGGAGCAGACAGCGAUGGAAACUGGGACCAUUACUAUGAAGUUCUGAAACAGAAAAAGCUGAGAACUGGACCUCACGCAGGAAUGCAUGAAUAUGAUAUUAUUCAGCAACUACAGGAUCAGAAGAAAAUUGUCUUUUUUAAAGGAUUUUAAAGGACACAGUCUGCCUAGCUGCUCCUGUCCCGAUGGAGUUUCACUGAUUCUUUGGGCAUCAAAAACCAAGCCUACCUCUGCAGUCCUGAAGAACUUUGAAGGGUCUUAACUGAGGAAAUAUGUGAGGCCCCACAGGAUGACGGACAUUUUCUUUUGUCAUUGUAGUGUUCUGUUAUUGUUCUGUUUGUACCACUCUAACUGCUACAGCUACUAAUGCUGAUCACACAGCUGCUACGUGUUAUUAGUAGUGGUAUAGGUUUAAAUUUUACAGUCAACAUUUGACAUUGCACUAAAAUGUUCCUCAUACAAAGCUAAAAUACUUGCUUCAUUGUCAAGUGCACUUGGGGCAUUUUUCAGCCAGUCCUGGCCCUGUAGAGCUGCAGUAAUCCAGACAAAUGCUGCUCCAGCUCAUCUCAACUCAGCUGAAUUGAUUCAAGUGAAUUCGGCUUCAGUUUAUAGGAGAUAAAAAAGAAAACUAAGGACAAACUUUUUCAGCUCAGUCCACGCAGAAAGGUGAGAUUGAAAUUUUGCAGUUUGUAUUGUUUAUACCAAAUUUUAAACAACGUAUUUAUGUUUGUAAUGUUGUCCAUUAAAGGCCACUGAAGGAGACUGCCAUGAUGAAGACUGCUCAAUGAGUUCUACCUUCCUAAGCUGGAUUG
This is a messenger RNA of Epinephelus fuscoguttatus (brown-marbled grouper), 1915 nucleotides long. RefSeq names its product CMP-N-acetylneuraminate-beta-galactosamide-alpha-2,3-sialyltransferase 1-like. The transcript is spliced from 8 exons. Lineage: Eukaryota; Metazoa; Chordata; Actinopteri; Perciformes; Serranidae. Gene Ontology annotation, molecular function: beta-galactoside (CMP) alpha-2,3-sialyltransferase activity. The coding region runs from base 309 to 1256 and encodes 315 amino acids. The record is from RefSeq and is a predicted model, not a curated record.